This is a messenger RNA of Fonsecaea erecta, 1152 nucleotides long. RefSeq lists its product as hypothetical. Bases 1 to 1152 code for a protein of 383 amino acids. The record is from RefSeq and is a predicted model, not a curated record. The transcript has a single exon. NCBI's taxonomy places the organism in Eukaryota, Fungi, Ascomycota, Eurotiomycetes, Chaetothyriales, Herpotrichiellaceae.
AUGUCUCCACCGACGUCAGGGCCGUCCGACGACAACAUCGAGGCUGGAGAGAUACAAAAGCACGAGCGAGUCAAAGCGACGGCACAGAACCAGCCUUCCUCGUCUCCAACCCUGUCACACCUCCAAGAACUGUUCGACCUCGCCACGGGUCUCGUGCUGCCAUACGCCCUGCAUCCCUUACUUGCCGUUGAAGUCUUUCAUCCCAGAUUCGCCAGCAUGUGGCCAUUCAGCAUCAGCUCGUCCUUUGUGCCCGCAACCAGUAUCCCAAGCCUUGCGGGCAAAGUCAUCCUCGUGACCGGGGGGAAUAACGGUAUCGGCAAGGAAACAGUCCUGCAGCUCGCGAAGCACAACCCGCAAAAGAUCUAUCUCGCUUCGAGAACCGAAUCCAAAGGACGAGAUGCCGUAGCGUCGAUCAAGGCGCAAACUUCCCAGGAUGUCGAUGUCGAGUAUCUUCCUCUGGACCUCACUUCAUUGCCUUCCAUCAAAGAAGCGGCCGACCAAGUCAUCGGCCACAGUGACCGACUGGACAUUCUCGUUCUGAACGCCGGCAUCAUGGCCGUUCCUGCAAGCAAGACAGCCGCAGGGCAAGAGAUUCAAAUGGGCACCAACCACGUGGGCCACUUUUUGUUGACGAAACUGCUCCUUCCAACCAUGGAAAAGACAGCCAAGGAGCACAACGCGGACGUUCGGGUCGUCUCUGUCUCCUCCGAGGCGUGGAACAUGGGCCCGAACCUCGACACGAUCCUGUCGACGGAGAAGUUGCUGGCCACCGGUCCGUGGACCCGAUAUGGCGCCUCCAAGUCGGCCAACAUCAUGUUCGCUGCCGAGUUAGCUCGACGGCAUCCCACGCUGACCAGCGUGUCCGUUCACCCCGGGAUCAUCAAGACCGACCUUUACCUUCCGAGCAGCCAGACCAACUCGAUCCUGAAGUACGGCUCCAUGAUCUUCGGCCCCUUGAUGUUCUCGACCGUCCAAGCCGGAGCCUUCAAUCAGCUCUGGGCGGCCGCGGGUGCCAAGAAGGAGGAGCUCGCCAAUGGGAGCUAUUACACGCCCGUGGGCAAAAACCGGCCGAACAAGUGGUCCAAAGACGCUGAGGCGGGCCGGAAGUUAUGGGAGUGGACAGAGAAGGAGUUGAAGGUCGCUGGCUAUUGA